AUGGCAGCGUGCUCUGCUUCUGACGGUGUUAACAAAUUUGGGUUUCCCACUAAAGUUGAUGAUGUCACUUCCGGAGGUAGUAUUUCCGGUCUCGCCGCCAGCAGAAGGCAUGUUGGUUUCAUAUACGCCGUCUCUGACGUGGCAACAGUGAAUGUUGUCAGAGUGUUGAACCUCGAGGGACAAGUUGUCGGGAACAUAACCAUUUCCAAUGCCAUCAACGUCGACUGGGAAGACGCUGCAGUCGGAAACUGCGUCUUUAAUACUUCGACGACAUGUCUGUACAUCAUGGACGCUGGCGAUAGUACCAUUCCUCCAGCCAACAUCAUCUACAUAGUACAGGAACCAGCUGCCAUCACUGGGAUGCAGUCGGUCACGACUGACAUGAUGAUUGAUUUUAACGGCUGGAACAAUGGCGACUGCUGCACGGAGACGUUGUUUGUUGAUUCAGACGCCAAUAUGUACUUCUUCAGCCGUGAGCCCCGAGGGGUAAACAUUGGUCUGUACAAACUCAUCAAUAACGAUGGUACAUGGGGAACCCAAAGAGAGACAGUAGUCACCCUCCCUUCCACCAACACAGGUCCGGAUGGCGCUGACCUGUCCCCGAGCGGAGAGGAACUCCUCGUCCUCUUCCACGACACCGUCUACCACUUCCAUGUGGCAAACAACGACGUAAAGGCGGCCUUGACCGACGCCGCGAGUCUCCUCCCCUCGGUGCCUGACCCUAGUGGAACUAGUAUCGCUUGGGCUACUGAUACAUGCGGCUACUAUACCUCCACCGAGGAAGAUAUCCCUGUUCUUCGCUUCAGUGACCGAGUUGCCGCUGAUGUCUCUCGUGCUGCACGAUUCAACUUCGGCAAGGUUGUUGGGCAAAUCAACAGUCCUUCCCAUGGCGAUGUCACGGGAAUAGCUUUCAGCAAAGACCACCCCGGGUACAUCUAUGCCAUCAACUCUGGUACCACGGGACAAACGUUCAUCACUGUUUUCCAGACUUCCAAUGGUUACGUCGUCAGCGUGAUUUUGUUAUUCUCCGCCACGAACACGGACUGGCAGGAUAUCGCAGUGGGGCCAAGGACGUCAGGGGGACAGAACUACAUCUACAUUUUGGACGGAGGGGAAGCUAAUGGCGGUCCAGCUCGAACCAUCAUCAUGGUACCAGAACCUGACAACAUCAGAGUCAGCCAAGUCAUCGACGUCAGCGCAGAUAACAUAUUCGUUUACAACAUGCCGGUGGGCGUGAGUCAUGCUCUCGCAGUGACCAGCAGCGGCCGCAUCUUCAUUACCAACUACCAGGAUACGUACGAGGAGACUGUGACGAUGUAUCAGCUUGUUAACACAGACCCUCAAACCCUCCUGCCUGUUGAAAUUGGCUCCUUCCCCCAUCAGUCCUCCCAGAGCGGUCCUGAGAGUCUCGACGUCGCUCCUGACAACAGCUUCAUCCUCGUGAAGAACAGCGACGGCGUCUUGUUGUUCCCCGUCAAAGACAACGACUUUCCCACCGCAAUUACAAACGUCAAUGUCACUCGCCUCCCCUACGUGGCUGAGACAAAUGGAUUCUCCGUCGCCAUAGCACCAGACAGUAACAGCUACUACACGUUUAGUAAUGAUCAACCACCGAAGCUGAAGCGGUAUGAUGCUAUUUCAGCGUGUGCGAAAUCGUCGUCCCCGCCACCUGGAUACGUCCCACGUAACCGGUUGCGUUACCGUGUACCCCCUCGACCACGCUAUCCUAUUCUCUACAAAUCACGUGGGGAAACACGUCAACCAGCGCGAUACGUGUGA
This is a messenger RNA of Haliotis rubra (blacklip abalone), 1779 nucleotides long. RefSeq lists its product as uncharacterized. The transcript is spliced from 7 exons. NCBI's taxonomy places the organism in Eukaryota, Metazoa, Mollusca, Gastropoda, Lepetellida, Haliotidae. Bases 1 to 1779 code for a protein of 592 amino acids. The record is from RefSeq and is a predicted model, not a curated record.